GCCAGUGUACUAUGCGAUUUAGCUGCAAAAAAAUGCAUGCUUGAAGCAGCUAGUUGUUUAUUGUACAUGUUAAGAGACAAUUGAACUUGCAAAUCUGAUUGUUUGAAAAUAAUGGACCAACAUGAAGAUCUGGACAUCAGUUCUCCCAUGCCUAUUCUCCGAAGACUGGAUCGUCUCGAUCGUUUGCUGCAAUUCUUGGAACACAAGCAUUGCUUGUCAGCAAGCCAUUCUUCUAGCUCUGCCUGCAAAACCAUGGAACCAGUACCAGAAGAAGAUCAGUGUAAGACUCUGUCAUCUGCUAUUGAAGAAGCACAUCAAAAAGGCACAUUGAUGGAAAGAGUAGCUGUGCUCGAAAACCGGGUAUUACAGUUAAGCCAUGAGAUGGAUGUAGAAAAUGCAUCAAGGUCUAGCUGUUCCACCAUUCUAGUAUCUGAGGACAAGCAAGACCCUUUCAUAACUCAAGAGUGUUCUUCAGAAGCAUGUGUAAGAAAGCCACAAGGAUCCAAGAAAGGCAGAAAAAGAAGAAACAAUCUUGUCUCCAUCAUUCAGUUGAGAGAAUGGUUUAGGUGGGCUCGAAUGGGAUGUUAAUUAAUCAUCAUCAAGCAUAAAAUUGCCGCAUUAAUUACAUCCUCAAGACUCAAAACAACAACAAGAAGAUUUCAGAGUUUGGGCCAUGUAUAUUUCUUUUACCCAAUUCAGCCCACUAAUGGUUUUUGCCAAUGAGCCCAUACUACUCUGUACUUGUAAUAAGCCCUAAUUACAAAAGAGGCUUUUGGUUAGAGGCAAAUUCCAGCCCCUUUUGUUGUGGAUUUGAAAAGGGCUUUUGGACA
Prunus mume (Japanese apricot) is the source of this 830-nucleotide messenger RNA. RefSeq lists its product as uncharacterized. The record is from RefSeq and is a predicted model, not a curated record. NCBI's taxonomy places the organism in Eukaryota, Viridiplantae, Streptophyta, Magnoliopsida, Rosales, Rosaceae.